AUGAUGAAAAACUUUAUAGUUUUUGAGAAAUUAGGAGAAGGUAAAUACUAAGUAACAUAUAUUAAGGAUCAUUUUCUACAGUAUUAAAAGUGAAGAGAUAAUCAGAUUAAUAGGAAUAUGCAAUGAAGAAAGUAAGAAUGGGAUAAUUGAAAGAGAAAGAGAAAGAGAACUCUUUAAAUGAAAUUAGAAUCCUGGCUAGCAUCUAACAUCCUAAUAUUAUUGGUUAUAAAGAAGCAUUUUAUGAAGAAUAAUCAUAAUGUUUAUGCAUUGUAAUGGAAUAUGCAGAUUAAGGAGAUUUAUAAUAACAUAUCUAAUAGCAUAUACAACAUAAGUAAUACUUUCAAGAAAUAGAAAUUUGGAAAAUGAUAUAUUAGGUUGUAUUAGGUAUAUAUUAAUUGUAUAUAUAUUGAAUAGCUUUACGAACGUUACAUUAAAUGAAAAUUUUACAUCGAGAUUUAAAGUCAGCUAAUGUAUUUUUACACCAAAGCAAUUAUAAAUUGGGAGAUAUGAAUGUUUCUAAAGUAGCUAAGAAAGAUUUAGUAUAUACUUAAACAGGAACUCCAUAUUAUGCAAGUCCUGAAGUUUGGAGAGAUUAACCAUAUGAUGCUAAAAGCGAUAUAUGGAGUUUAGGUUGUGUUGCAUAUGAAAUGGCUACACUUAAACCUCCAUUUAGAGCUUAAAAUAUGGAAGGAUUAUAUAAAAGAGUCUAAAGAGGUUUAUUUGAAAGAAUACCAUCUAAAUUUAGUGGAGAAUUAAUGACCAUUAUUGGAUUAUGCUUAUAAGUAUAAAGUAAAUCUAGACCUUCCUGUAAUUAAUUACUUAAUAAUCCUAUUCUAUUAAGAAAUGCUAGAUAAUUCAUUACUGAAAGUAGAAUCUCUUAAUAAACUUAAUCAUCAUAAGCUGGAUCUAAUAUCCUUUUAUAAACUAUUAAAUUACCUAAAAAUUUAAAAUAACUUAAAGAAAAAUUACCUAAAUCUAAAUAUCUUAUUGAAAGUGCUAAUAAAUCUUAUGAUGAAUCUUAAGUUAAUAGUACCUAUCUACCAAAAAUUCAUAAUUAAAAAGAAAUUAGAUCUAAUUGUUCUGUUCCACCCUUAAAAAGUGAUAGAUAUCAAUAAUAAUAAUAAUAAUAAUAAUAAUAAUAACAUGCAUAAAUCAAUUCAUUACAUGAAGAUAGAUCUAAAUCUAUUGCUAAUUCAGUCUAAAUGCUUGAAUAGGAAAGAAUUAGAUAAAAAAAAUUACUUGAAAAAUAACAAAAUCUUAAAAUCAGUGUCAUUCAUUAAAAUGCUAUACCUUACAUCAAUAGUUCUUCCUCUUAAAUUUAAAAUCUAUAUCUAAAUAAACCAAAUAAUCAUGAAUCAAAUUAAUAGAAAUAAUAUUCAGAAGCACCUAAACCAAUCUGGUGGGGAUGAUCA
Paramecium sonneborni is the source of this 1412-nucleotide messenger RNA. Lineage: Eukaryota; Ciliophora; Oligohymenophorea; Peniculida; Parameciidae. The record is from the annotation of a GenBank genome assembly.